AUGUCGCAAGACCAUAGACAACUUACCUCAGAUAUUGUCUCUCACUGCAUCAGAGAUCUGGUUAACACCGACCCAUCAAUUAAGGUAAAGCUCAUAAUUUCUCAUAUAACAGGAAAGUAUGGUUAUAAUAUAUCUUACAGGAAAGCGUGGAUUGCAAAGGUAAAGGCCAUAGAAUCCUUGUAUGGAAACUGGGAGACAUCUUACAAUGACCUUCCACGAUGGUUAUUGGUAAUGAAAACAUAUCUUCCUGGAAUGAUAAUAGACUUGGAAACGUUACCUGCAUUUUCAAAUGAAGGAAGCCAGUUGGGUGAUAAGAUGGAUGGGAAUGGUAACAUUUUUCCAAUUGCUUUCGCUAUUGUCGAGGGUGAAACCAAGGAUGCUUGGAGUUUUUUCCUUCGCAAUCUAAGAAGCCACGUGACACCCCAACCCAAUCUAUGCCUAAUAUCAGAUAGACAUCCAUCGAUUAAAAGUGCCUAUGAUGAUCCUGCAAAUGGAUGGCAAAAUCCUCCGUCUUCACAUGUCUAUUGCAUUAGGCAUAUCGCGCAAAAUUUUAUGCGUGCGAUUAGAGACAAGGAACUACGUAAAAAACUCGUCAACAUGGGAUAUGCAUUGACGGAGUCAACGUACAACUACUAUAGAACCGAAAUUCGUCAGACAAAUAGAGAUGCUUUGGAGUGGAUUGAAAAUAUCCCUAGGGAGAAGUGGGCAAGGGCGUUUGAUAGAGGGCAACGAUGGGGACACAUGACGGCUAACCUUGCAGAAGCAAUGAACUCUGUGCUAAAGGCAAUCAGAAACCUUCCAAUAGCGUCUUUGUUUUCGGCCACAUAUUUUCGGAUGGGAGCAUUAUUUGGUCAACACGGACAUGAAUGGACAAAGAGGUUGACAUCAGGCCAAACUUUUACAGACAAAUGUAUCAAGGGGAUGACUGAAGAAGUCAACAAAGCAAGCAGUCAUAAUGUUUAUCAGUUUGACCGGGAGAGGUUCUAUUUUAUGGUGGCCGAAAGAAUAAACCGCAACGAUGGUCGACCAACUGGUACUUACGGUGUUGAUCUGCGAAAAAGAACAUGUGAUUGCGGAAAAUUUCAAGCGUUCCAUUUGCCUUGCUCACAUGUGAUUGCAGCAUGUGAAAGUAUACGCCAAGACUACACCAUUCACAUACCCGACGUGUUCAAGAUUCAACAUGUUUUUAAAGUCUACCAACAAAGCUUCCAGAUCCUCCCACAUCAAGACAAUUGGCCGCAAUAUAGAGGAGCUACUCUUUGUCAUGACGGAACUAUGCGUAGAAAAAAAGAGGUUGCCCAAAUAGUACUCGGAUUCGAACCGAAUUGGACGACAUGGAAAAGGAAAAGAGAAUGUGUGGGAUAUGCCGUGAAGUAG
This is a messenger RNA of Vicia villosa (hairy vetch), 1377 nucleotides long. RefSeq lists its product as uncharacterized. Lineage: Eukaryota; Viridiplantae; Streptophyta; Magnoliopsida; Fabales; Fabaceae. The coding region runs from base 1 to 1377 and encodes 458 amino acids. The record is from RefSeq and is a predicted model, not a curated record. The transcript is spliced from 3 exons. Gene Ontology annotation, molecular function: zinc ion binding.